CAGCAGGGACUUCAUCUGGGGAGAUGAGGAGAACCACCCAAAGUUCCAUCUCAUUGCUUGGGAGAGACUUUUGAUGCCUAAAGCACAAGGGGGAGUGGGACUCAAAUCAACUCGACAGGCUAACCUGGCUAUGCUUGCCAAGUGCGGAUGGCAUCUUCUUCAGGAAAAAGAGAAUGUUUGGCAGAAGCUCCUCCUUUCGAAGUAUGGCGGCCAAAGAUCCGGACUAGAGGUCUUGCGGAAAAAACAGGAAAGUUCCUUCACCUGGAAUAGCUUUGUGAAAGCUGCUGAUCUCCUUAAGCAAGGAUGUGCGUGGAAUAUUAGCAAUGGAAAAAGAACUAAAUUUUGGAAUGAUUUAUGGGUUUUGCAGGUGCCUCUUAAGGAGCUGGCAACUAGUGCAUUACCGGAGGCCGCGGAGGAAGCUAGAGUAGCUGAUUUUGUUCGUGAAGAUGGCAGCUGGCGCAUGGAAAUGUUCUCCGGGCUCCUCCCUCCGGACGUCUGCAUCAAGAUUACAAGUGUAGCUGUUGACAACCUGUCUCAAAAUGAGGAUUCUCUUUUUUGGGCUCCGUCUGCCGACGGCAGAUUCUCUACGAAGUCGGCGUAUGCUUUGCUCGCUAAGCAUGAUCAACAGGCUGAUGACGCGAUCUGGAGGACGAUAUGGCGACUACCUGUUCCGGAGCGGGUUCGAGGCUUUUGUUGGCUGGCAGUUCAGGGGAGGAUUGCUACGAAUGCCCUCGGUUUUCAGAGGAAAGUGGUAACGUCACCUUGUUGUAUGCGUUGUACAGGCCACCCGGAGACGGUGUUACACAUAGUGCGAGAUUGUGCGCCUGCACUUUUCUUCUGGUCCAGGCUUGUUCCGCAGCAAAAGCAGCAUGAGUUCUUCAAUGCUGACCAUGAUGCUUGGUUUCGCAGUAACUUGUUCAGCAAAGAGUCCACCAGUUCGGGCAUUAGUUGGCCGGGAUUCUUCAGCAUGGUCAUUUGGCUGUUAUGGAAAAAUCGAACAACCGUUGCUUUCAAAGGGGUAAGUGCGGCUCUUUCAGCUCCAUCUCUUAUGCACUCCAUCCUAACCAAGAGUAAACUGUGGAAUGAUUCUUGGCAUGCUCCGGAGCUCUUCAUCAACCAUAAGAAGCAACAAUCUGAUCGAGUUGUGGCAGCUAUUGGAUGGAAGCCACCAACGGAGGGCUGGGUUUUGGUCAACACAGAUGGUGCCUCGAAUGGCAAUCCAGGCCCGGCAGGUGCUGGGGGAAUCAUUCGAGACUCGCUGGGCAACUGGCUGGGUGACUUCGUUGCCAAUGUGGGUACGACCUCGGCUGACUUAGCGGAACUUUGGGCUAUACUUUAUGGUUUGCAGUUGGCCUGGCAACUCAGCUUUCGAGUGGUGAGGCUUGAGUCAGGUUCACAGUUGGCUAUUCAGUUAAUUCAGGAGAGACAUGACCCCAUCCAUCCUUAUGCAACCCUUCUGAGCCUUAUUCGUAGAAAGAUUGGUCAGGAUUGAUUGAUUAGUCUGGCUCAUACGUACCGAGAAGGGAAUAGAGUCACGGAAUGGCUCUCGAAGCACAGUCUCGUCUAUCCCUACGGUAUGCAUGAGCUGGCUAAUCCCCCAUCAGGUGUUAUUUCGAUUUUGCAAAAUGACAUUAGAGGUGUUACUUUUGAGAGCCGAGUUGUGGCUAGCUCUUCUUCUUCCAUCUAAUCUCUCCCUGUAACUCUUCUUGUUCUUGGCUGCUGCCUCCUGGCUAUGCAAAAAAAAAACAUAAAAUUCACGAUGCAAUAAAUAGCAACAGAAUAG
Messenger RNA from Linum trigynum, 1783 nucleotides. The record is from the annotation of a GenBank genome assembly. Lineage: Eukaryota; Viridiplantae; Streptophyta; Magnoliopsida; Malpighiales; Linaceae.